GUAGAAUCGGCAGCCAAUCAGAGAGCGUUUUGUUUAAGAGUAGGUUAGUUUGAAACGGCAAAGCAAGCGUUUUCCAACUGACUCUGAGGAAGAGAUGUCGUCAGACGAAGAGGAACCAACCAGUCCUGUUUUGCCCAAGGACUCUGAUCGGGGCAGCUCUGUCUCCUCUGAGCUUCAGGAUGAGUAUGAGGAGCUUCUCCGCUAUGCUGUGGUCACCCCUAAGCUUGAGACACUUACAGCUGCUCACAUGCAGCGGCUUGGCACCUCACAUCUCUCUGCAGAGGGUCGGACUUCCCAGAGAAAAGAUGAACCAAAAUCACAGCACCCAGCAGAUGCAGCCACUAAAACAAAGGAUGGAAGGCUUUCUAGCAAGGAUGUGAGAUUAUCACCUGCCUCCCCUUUAAUUGUUGAGCCCCCCACACACUCAAGAGCCUCUCUUGCUGAUGAGAUAGAGGGUCGAUCAUCUAGUAGAGCAUCAGCACUCUCAAACGCUCCUUCAGACAGGUUACAGACGCCAUCUGAUAGGUCUAGGUCAAACAGCCCAGACCCCCUUGAGGCCACUGUGACAGAGCUUUUUAUCUCAGAGGAGAAUAUGAGCAAGAUGGAGAACAUUCUGGAAAUGUGGAGCCACAACCUGAAGUCAAAUGUACUGACCGAGCUCAGGAAGUGGAAGCUGGCAUUCAAAGAGCAACAUAAGCUGGAGAUGAAGAAAGAGAGGGAGAAGUAUGCAGCCCAAACAGCUGUCCUAAAGUCAGAACUAGACGGUCUGAAGGGGCUGCUACAAACCUACGAGACCUCCAACCAGAGAAAAGAUGAGGUGAUCGUAAACCUGAGCCAGGUGUUGGACAGACAGAAAGAAAGGCUUGAAAAGAUGAGGGCUUUCACCCACUGGAGACUUCAGCACGCUGAGGCUAAAGAAGAGGCUCAUGCUGCUCAAGCAGCGCAGCAGCACUACAACAGGCAGCUGAAGAAGAAGGUGUGGUUAGGCUGGCACUCUGUGGUCCAGAGACACUGGAAGGUCAAAUUGGAGCGGGCCUGCCGUGCAAGGGCUGAGGAGGUCUGCACCCGCCUGUCUGCGGAGUAUGAGGCCAAGCUGGCAGAGCACUGUGAUGCCAUAGAGAAGUCCCAGGCAGAGAUUCAGAGACUACGACUCGAGCGGGAGCACUAUGAAGAAUCUAUGAAGAAAGCUUUCAUGAGGGGUGUCUGCGCUCUCAAUAUUGAAGCUCUCGGCAUGUUCCACACUUCAGAAGGACGACCACAGCAGCCUCUGCUUCAUGAUCAGCAUGAUAUUCUACCUCCUCAAGAUGAGCCUUCAUCACAGGCUCAACUUCAACCCCGUCCUGUCUCCUCAACACGGUUCAGCCCUGUCCACUUCGACCGCCCGGAACUAUCUCACAGUGAGGUAGAGGAUAUGGUGGGCUCUGGUGCUUCUGUUUCAAGAGAAGACAUACCUCCUCCUACAACAGUGGUCCACAGCUCAUUGCCACUUGGUGGCACUACAAGUUCCCAUAAACAGGUCAGCGGGGUCAGUGGUCGUGUUGUUACAGCCAGUCAACAAAAACCCUCCAAGACUGUAACAGCUCGCAUCACUGCACGAGCAGACAUUGCUAAAGCUGCGCGCAGUAACCUCCAGGUAAUGGGUGUGGCUCCGCCCAUGAGCUCUGUGAUAGUGGAACGCCAUCACCCAGUUACACAGCUCACGGUUGGUCAGGCUACUGCGGCAAAGUUUCCUCGCUCCUCCAAACACGGCCAGAGCUCCACAGGGGGCAGAAGCUCAUCAAAAGGACACACCAGCACGUGCCAUGUUCACUCUAUCAAAGUAGUUGACUGAUCAGGCACGGAAAAAUGUGACUCUCCUAGUUUGGAUAUUACAUGUAAAGCAGCCUUUCAAAACAUUUUAGAAAUAUUUAUACUCGGUUUAAGUUCUUUUUGUCUGGAGAUGUUGGGUUCAGUUUGCUUCUGCCCUCUACAUUUAAAGUGAUCAUUCCAUUGCCAUCGUUCAGGUUCCUUUCAUAAAUAUGAAAAGUGCAAUUUCCUAAACAACCGGUAUAUUCUCAGGAAAGCACUACAUAGAUGUAGAGCUGCACAUGUUACUGUUUUAACUAGUAGCUGCAAAAUGGAAAAGUAUUUCAUUCAAGGUAAUUUAAAUUAUGAAGAAGUGUGAAAUGAACUGCAUUGUGUAAAUAUCACGUUUAAAUGUUUGUUUUUUGCGAUUGAGCUCUACCGUCCAACACCACGAGUAUUUGUUUAAUUUAACCAGCCAAAGCCAUAUGACAAUGAUCUAAUGCACAGUUUGAAUUUUGAAAUAAAUUAUUUUUAUGUUGA
Messenger RNA from Notolabrus celidotus (New Zealand spotty), 2325 nucleotides. It is a transcript of the gene poc5, whose product is annotated as POC5 centriolar protein homolog (Chlamydomonas). Lineage: Eukaryota; Metazoa; Chordata; Actinopteri; Labriformes; Labridae. The transcript has 13 exons. The record is from RefSeq and is a predicted model, not a curated record. Gene Ontology annotation, cellular component: centrosome. Bases 95 to 1831 code for a protein of 578 amino acids.